Messenger RNA from Puccinia triticina, 1050 nucleotides. RefSeq lists its product as uncharacterized. The record is from RefSeq and is a predicted model, not a curated record. Lineage: Eukaryota; Fungi; Basidiomycota; Pucciniomycetes; Pucciniales; Pucciniaceae. Bases 1 to 1050 code for a protein of 349 amino acids. Gene Ontology annotation, biological process: transport. Gene Ontology annotation, molecular function: transporter activity. The transcript has 13 exons.
AUGUUCGACGCACGCGUCUGCAAUGCCACCAACACCGAGAUCACCGACGAGUCGGACUUCUUCUCGGACAAGUCCAUCAACUGGGACGCACACCGCAUCGGCUGGGUCAUCGCCGGCUCCAUGGCCAUCCUCCGCCAGAUCAUCCGGAUCAUCCUCAUGCCCCCCGUAUACGCGGUCAUCUCGUUCUUCAGCUACCGCUUCUUCCGCGCCUUCACCUACUACCAACUCGUCGAGACUGUCUACGAGGCCUUCGCCAUCGGCGCCUUUCUGUUUCUGUUGGUCCAGUACAUCGGCAACGCCCCCGCCUCCCAGCGGCAGAUCCUCGCCAGCGCGCCGAAACGCAGCGUGCCCUUCCCGUUCUGCUUCUGGCGCUACCGGCCCUCCAAGCCCUACUUCUUGCACGCGAUCAAGUGGCUCGUCCUCCAGUACUGCAUCUUCCGCCCCCUCAUCACCAUCGUCGGCAUCAUCUGCGAGGCCAACCAUGUGCUCUGCGCCACCCAGUACAGCGUCUACUUCGCCCAGGUCUAUCUCGAAGCGAUCGACUUCAUCGUCUUCAGUUUGGCACUCUACGGCCUCAUGGUCUUCUACACAGUGACCAAGAUCCACCUCAAAGGCCAAUCCCCGCUGGCCAAGUUCCUGACCAUCAAAGGGAUCGUGUUUUUCACGUUCUACCAGGGCUUCGUCUUCUCGAUUCUCGAGAAACACGGGAUCAUCAAGGGCUCGCUCUACUGGACGCCGACGAACGCCAUGAAGCCGGGACAGACAACGUCCGGAUGGCGCUCGUUCCUCAACUCCCAGAACUACAGCGAUUUCCUGUUCGAGGCGUACAUCUCACUAUGUUUCUUCAAGGACUACGCGUCCCGGAAGCCCUACACACGGUCGACGUCGAAGCAAGCCAAGGCGACCGGGCUGGACUUCGAGCAGGCCUACGCAUGGGCAGACAGCAGCGUCCCCGCCGAAGAGCCCGCCGCCGUCCACGACGACAAAGCCUUCCGGCUCGGGUACAUCCAUUCCAAGAUGGGCUCCGUCGCCGACUCCCAUCAGCCGUAG